AUGGCGUGUGCUGCAUGCUGCGUUUGGGCGGGAUCCCAGAACGAGACGGUGAUUGAUGGUUCGAUGGUCAAGGAAGGCCUUGCGCCCGCCCAGCCGGUGCUGCCGGAGAACGCCUUCGUGGUGCAGCUGCAUAAAGGCAUGAUCAAGGGAGGCAUCGUGCAGCCCGGCAUGGUCCUGGAUUUGGCGGACGAGGACAUCUGCAUCGUGAAGGAGGUUGACGGAGGGUUGGCCGGAGCUUGGAACUCCUCCUGCGAUGCGUCCCUCCAGAUCAGGCCCUUCGACCGUAUUAUCCGCGUCAAUGGCAUCUCGGGGGCAAGCCGCGAGUUGGCGCAGAUCCUGCUGGAAAAGCAUGAUCAGUUCUCGAUUGCUUUCAUGCGGCCGGAAGAGCGCAUGGUUGACCUGGCCAAAAGCACUGACCUCGGCAUCCUCGUCAAGUACAAGCGUGGAAGCCUCGGCUUUUGGAUCGACAACAUCACCGAUGGUGAAGUUCACAAGUGGAACACGGAGAAUCCGGACGCGGCCGUGGCACCACACGACCGCGUGGUUGCUGUGAAUGGCGACGGCGGCAGCGGUGCGGAGCUGCUGUCGAACAUGCGCAACAAGGAAAUCCUGCAGUUCAAGGUUAUGCACUACCCAGCCGCGUGA
This is a messenger RNA of Symbiodinium sp. CCMP2592, 645 nucleotides long. NCBI's taxonomy places the organism in Eukaryota, Dinophyceae, Suessiales, Symbiodiniaceae. The record is from the annotation of a GenBank genome assembly.